AGCAUCCUACUGUCCUUCGCUGGCCGUAAGGCGGGGCGCGCGUGGCCGCGCGCCAUGGUGACCGUCAUCCUCUGGUCGGCCUUCGGCGUCACGCUCGCCGUCGGCUCCCUGCUCAUGUGCUUCUCCAUGCCGGCCACUGUGGGGCUCGGUGUGGCCUUGGUGGUCUUCUCCAUCGGCACCGGGCUGUACGCGUGCUGGGUGACCCGUCGCGUCGGGUUCACGGCGCGGGUGUUCGAGAAGGCGGUGCAGCCCGUGGACAAGUUCCGGGGGCUCAACGGCCCGGCGUACCUCAUGGUGGCCGCCGGGUUCGUGUGGAUCUCCGUGUGGUGCGUGGCGGUCAUCGGCGCCGUCAACUUCCGGUUCCCUGGCCUCACCAUCCUGGCGCUGGUGGUGAGCCUGGCGUGGACCGCCGAGGUGAUGCGCAACGUGGCGAACCUGACGGCCAGCCGGGUGAUCGCGCUCUACUACCUCCGCGGCAUGCAGUCCAGCGUGCAGUUCAGCUUCCAGCGCGCGCUGUCGUACAACCUCGGCAGCGCCUGCCUCGGCUCGCUCUUCGUGCCCACCAUCGAGGCGCUCCGCAUCCUCGCCCGCGGGCUCAACCUGCUGGAGGGCGAGGACGAGUUCAUGUUCUCCUGCGCGCACUGCUGCCUCAACGUCAUGAACGCCGUCUUCGAGUUCGGCAACAGCUGGGCAUUCGUCCAUAUCGCGGCAUACGGGAGGGGGUUCGUGCAGGCGUCUCGGAGCACGUGGAGGCAGUUCGAGGGGCAGCCGGGGAUGCCGGCGCUGGCGGACGCGGACAUCACGAGCUCGGUGUGCUUCCUGACGGGGGUGACGAGCGGCGCCCUGUGCGUGGCGCUGGCGGGGUCAUGGACGUUCGUGACGCACAGGCACUACACGGCCACGGUGUCGCUCAUGGCGUUCUACGUGGGGUACCUGAUGACCCGGAUCGGCAUGGCGCUGCCGCAGGCGUGCGUGGGCUGCUACUACGUGUGCUACGCCGAGAACCCCCGCUCCCGGCUCUUCGAGGACAGCCCCAUAGGGGAGCGGCUGAACAAGAUGAAGGAGGACGGGGAGGACGCGGUCGGGGUCGCGCCCACCCCGCGGUUCCCGCACCAGCACGUCAGCGCCGCCUGACCCCGGCCGACG
Messenger RNA from Triticum urartu, 1146 nucleotides. NCBI's taxonomy places the organism in Eukaryota, Viridiplantae, Streptophyta, Magnoliopsida, Poales, Poaceae. The record is from RefSeq and is a predicted model, not a curated record.